Messenger RNA from Esox lucius (northern pike), 2264 nucleotides. RefSeq lists its product as uncharacterized. Gene Ontology annotation, cellular component: lysosome. Gene Ontology annotation, molecular function: cysteine-type endopeptidase activity. The transcript has 11 exons. NCBI's taxonomy places the organism in Eukaryota, Metazoa, Chordata, Actinopteri, Esociformes, Esocidae. Gene Ontology annotation, biological process: immune response. The record is from RefSeq and is a predicted model, not a curated record. Bases 362 to 2014 code for a protein of 550 amino acids.
GUAGCUGACGCAAAGCGCGUGAGUACACAGACACGAGAGCCACGACCUCGACACUAAUGUCCGCGGAAUAAGGAUAUUGACGAUCGGCGGAAACAUCCCAAUCUACUUGAAAUAUUUAGAACAUAAAAAAAGCUAAAACAUCUCUUGGAAUGCAUUAUGAAAUGAGCGUCACAUGAGCCAAGUCACAUGAUAUGAUCUUGUGUCAUGUGAUUGAGGCUCUUUCAGGACUGUGAUUGGACCUUAUGUCAAUAAUGUUUUGCUUUCACAAAUAAAUUGGGUAGACUAUAUUUGUUUGUGUUGUUCGGAGAUGUUCAUCUGAUCAGGGCAUAUUCGCUAAGCGCUACUGAAGACGCGAGCCACGAUGAGGGGCUGGUACAUUUCAAUGGUGCUGUUGUGUAGCACAGUAGUCGCACAGGUGACCGUUCCUUCACUUCCAGACUUUGGGAAGGCAUACCAUGUCAAAGGUGUGAUAUCCCUACCCUAUGCUGAGAUAAAAGAACCGUUCGAGGCCUGGUUUGACAUUAAGGGGAGGACCAGUCGCAUUGACUAUUACCAUGGCCAGGUGUUGACCUACCAGUUGGGGGCGACACUUCCAUGGGGAUCAUCCUAUAAGAUUACUCCUGAGACUACAGAGGUGGAACUUAAUGUCAUGAAGUGCUUUGAGGUCAACGGAACAAAGGAAGAACCAAUCACACCCCAGGGGUCAAUACCUGACCUACAGGGAUUUAUGUACCUCAGGAUGGAGCACUAUGAAGGCACAUUGUGUGAGGUCUGGCAGAACGUAACGACCGUUGGCAACAAGAAGAACACGUAUACACUCUGGGUGACACGCCCAGAAGGCGGGGUUAUGGGAGGAGCUGAGCCGCCCAGGCCUGUGCAUUAUGAGAUGAUGGGCUACAACACCCUGCUGGGCUCCCAUUAUGACAAGUACCUGGUUGACUACAAGAUGUUCAGCUCAGAGUUUGACCCCAAGGUGUUCGCUCUUCCUGUAGGUAUGACCUGUGGUCCAUUUCCUGGUCCUGGGGCAGAGCACCACCUCCUUGCCAAUCCCAUGAGGGAUCUUAUUCACACGUCCUCAUUAGGCCACGCCCAGCGGCUGUUUGGCCACUUCAAAGAGCAGUUUGGGCGUCACUAUGGUGACGAGAGGGAGCACGAGAAGCGUGAGCACGCGUUUGUUCACAACCUCCGUUUUGUCCAUUCCAUGAACCGAGCUGGCUUGUCGUUCUCCCUGGCUGUCAACCCUCUGUCUGACCGGUCCAUGUCCGAGCUGUCUGCUAUGAGGGGCCGUAAACCACGAAAGACCCCCAACAACGGGCUGCCCUUCCCCAUGCACCUCUACGCUGGGGUCCAGGUCCCGGAUCAGCUGGACUGGAGGCUCUACGGUGCGGUGACUCCAGUCAAGGACCAGGCCAUCUGUGGCUCAUGCUGGAGCUUUGCCACCACUGGAACAGUAGAGGGUGCUCUUUUCAUGAAGACGGGGUCUCUCCAGGUCCUGUCCCAGCAGAUGCUAGUGGACUGUAGCUGGGGCUUUGGUAAUAACGGUUGUGAUGGAGGAGAAGAGUGGAGGGCCUACGAGUGGAUCAUGAAACACGGAGGCAUCGCCACAAUGGAGUCCUAUGGACCGUACCAGGGCAUGAAUGGCCUGUGCCACCUAAACUCGUCCCAGCUGACUGCGCGUGUCCAGAGCUACACCAAUGUAACGUCGGGUGACGCGGAAGCCCUCAAGUUGGCGCUGUUCAAGCAUGGCCCUGUGGCGGUCAGCAUUGACGCGGGCCACCGGUCCUUUGUGUUCUACAGCCACGGGGUCUACUAUGAACCCAAAUGUGGUAACGGCACGGAUUCCUUGGACCACGCUGUACUUGCAGUGGGCUAUGGGGUCAUGAAUGGGGAGUCCUACUGGUUGGUGAAGAACUCCUGGUCGACCUACUGGGGAAACGAUGGCUACAUACUGAUGUCUAUGAAGGACAACAACUGUGGAGUGACCACUGACGCUACGUUUGUUACGCUGGCUUAGAGACACACACACACACACGGGGAGACAGACUUGUUGUGCAAGUAGGGGGCAAAAUAUUGUAAUCUCAUUCAGACAGUGAGAUUAUUUUUUGAGAACUUCUUUGCUGUAUAACCCAGUGCCUUCUCCGUCCUAUAUAGUGAAACUGCUAUUUUUUUAUUUUUUUUUCUCCACACUCUGGCUCAUGCUCAUACAGUUUGAAUCAUGCUCCCACAGGGACAAAUUGGAAUAAAUUGAAUGUUUUUUUUUUGUA